Molecule: messenger RNA, 6695 nt
Organism: Arvicola amphibius (Eurasian water vole)
Lineage: Eukaryota; Metazoa; Chordata; Mammalia; Rodentia; Cricetidae
Gene: Trip12
Product: thyroid hormone receptor interactor 12
Exons: 42
Coding region: 165-6374 (2069 amino acids)
Biological process (GO): proteasome-mediated ubiquitin-dependent protein catabolic process; regulation of double-strand break repair; protein polyubiquitination
Cellular component (GO): nuclear speck
Molecular function (GO): ubiquitin protein ligase activity; zinc ion binding
Source: RefSeq, a predicted model, not a curated record
GAUAAUUGAAGGGAAGACAAGCCGCCGCCGCCGCCGCUGGGGGGGGGUGGGGGGAGCCCGUGGAAGUUGCCGUCGCGCCACCGAGUCCGGACCGGAGACUUUGGGGCCUAACUAGUGAAUGGUAGUGUCUAGAAAGGGUAUGUCCCUUCAAGAGAGAGGUGCCAAUGUCCAACCGGCCUAAUAACAAUCCAGGGGGGUCACUGCGACGUUCACAGAGGAACACUGCCGGGGCCCAACCACAAGACGACUCAAUAGGAGGAAGGUCACAUUUAGGGCAGGCAAAACAUAAGGGAUAUAUCCCUCCUGAGAGUAGAAAAUCUAAUUUUAAGGCACCCAAAGUGCAAUCUAAUACCACUUCUGAACUGUCAAGGGGACACCUUUCUAAAAGAAGCUGCAGUUCAUCAUCUACUGUCAUAGUUCCACAACCAGAGGAUCCAGACAGAGCCAAUACUUCUGAAAGGCAGAAAACGGGGCAGGUGCCUAAGAAAGACAAUUCUCGAGGAGUGAAACGCAGUGCUAGUCCAGACUACAACAGGACCAAUUCUCCUAGCUCUGCGAAAAAGCCCAGAGCAUUUCAGCACAUUGAGUCUCUCUCAGAAACCAAUAAGCCACAUAGUAAGUCGAAGAAGAGACAUUUAGACCAGGAGCAACAAGUGAAAUCUGCACAAUUGCCAUCAACAAGCAAGGCUCACACCAGAAAGAGUGUGGCUGCUGGUAGUUCACGGAGUCAAAAAAGAAAGAGGACAGAGAGUUCUUGUGUUAAGAGUGGUCCUGAGUCUGAAUCAACUGGUGCCGAAGAGAGAUCUGCAAAACCCACCAAGCUGGCUUCAAAAUCAGCCACCUCAGCCAAAGCUGGGUGUAGCACCAUCACCGAUUCUUCUUCUGCUGCCUCUACUUCCUCCUCCUCCUCUUCGGCUGUAGCUUCAGCCUCUUCGACUGUACCACCAGGUGCCAGGGUGAAACAAGGAAAAGACCAGAACAAGGCCAGGCGUUCCCGUUCAGCGUCCAGUCCUAGUCCCAGAAGAAGUAGCAGGGAGAAGGAGCAGAGUAAAACUGGUGGCUCUUCAAAAUUUGAUUGGGCUGCUCGUUUCAGCCCUAAAGUUAGCCUACCUAAAACAAAACUGUCUCUUCCAGGGUCUUCUAAGUCAGAGACAUCAAAACCUGGACCUUCUGGAUUACAGGCCAAAUUAGCAAGUUUAAGAAAGUCUACCAAGAAGCGCAGUGAGUCCCCACCUGCUGAGCUCCCCAGUUUGAGGAGGAGCACACGUCAAAAGACCACGGGCUCCUGUGCUAGUACCAGUCGGCGAGGCUCUGGCCUGGGCAAGAGAGGAGCAGCUGAGGCCCGGCGGCAAGAGAAAAUGGCAGACCCAGAAAGCAACCAGGAGACAGUAAAUUCCUCAGCUGCCCGGACAGAUGAAGCUCCGCAAGGAGCAGCAGCCUCUAGUUCUGUUGCAGGGGCUGUUGGCAUGACCACCUCUGGGGAGAGUGAAUCGGAUGAUUCUGAGAUGGGACGAUUACAAGCCCUGUUAGAGGCCAGGGGUCUUCCUCCUCACCUGUUUGGUCCUCUUGGUCCUCGGAUGUCACAGCUUUUCCAUAGAACGAUUGGAAGCGGAGCUAGUUCUAAGGCCCAACAGCUUCUUCAAGGACUGCAAGCGAGUGAUGAGAGUCAACAGCUUCAGGCAGUCAUUGAAAUGUGUCAGCUACUGGUCAUGGGAAAUGAGGAGACAUUAGGAGGGUUUCCUGUGAAGAGUGUUGUUCCAGCUUUGAUAACAUUACUACAGAUGGAACAUAAUUUUGACAUUAUGAAUCACGCUUGCCGAGCCUUAACGUACAUGAUGGAAGCACUCCCUCGAUCAUCUGCUGUUGUCGUAGAUGCUAUUCCUGUCUUCUUAGAAAAGCUGCAAGUUAUUCAGUGUAUCGAUGUGGCAGAGCAGGCCUUAACUGCCUUGGAGAUGCUGUCACGGCGACAUAGUAAAGCCAUUUUACAGGCGGGUGGCUUGGCAGACUGCUUGCUGUAUCUAGAAUUCUUCAGCAUAAAUGCCCAAAGAAAUGCACUAGCAAUUGCAGCCAAUUGCUGCCAGAGUAUCACACCUGAUGAAUUUCAUUUUGUGGCAGAUUCCCUACCAUUACUUACCCAGAGGCUAACUCAUCAGGACAAAAAGUCAGUAGAAAGCACUUGCCUUUGUUUUGCACGCCUAGUGGACAACUUUCAACACGAGGAGAAUUUACUGCAGCAGGUUGCUUCCAAAGAUCUGCUAACAAAUGUUCAACAACUAUUGGUAGUGACUCCACCGAUUUUAAGUUCUGGGAUGUUUAUAAUGGUGGUUCGCAUGUUUUCUCUGAUGUGUUCCAACUGUCCAACACUAGCUGUUCAGCUUAUGAAACAAAACAUUGCAGAAACACUUCACUUUCUUCUGUGUGGUGCCUCCAAUGGAAGUUGUCAAGAGCAGAUUGAUCUUGUUCCACGAAGUCCUCAAGAACUGUAUGAACUGACCUCUCUGAUUUGUGAACUUAUGCCAUGUUUACCAAAAGAAGGCAUUUUUGCAGUUGAUACAAUGCUAAAGAAGGGAAAUGCGCAGAAUACAGAUGGUGCAAUUUGGCAGUGGCGGGAUGACCGAGGCCUCUGGCAUCCCUACAACAGGAUUGACAGCCGGAUCAUUGAGGUAGCAGCCCAUCAGGUCGGUGAGGAUGAGAUAAGCUUGUCCACUCUGGGACGAGUUUAUACUAUUGAUUUUAAUUCUAUGCAGCAAAUCAAUGAGGACACGGGAACAGCACGUGCCAUUCAGAGAAAACCUAACCCCUUAGCCAAUACUAACACUAGUGGAUAUUCAGAGUUAAAGAAGGAUGAUGCUCGAGCACAGCUAAUGAAAGAAGAUCCGGAACUGGCUAAGUCUUUCAUUAAGACCUUAUUUGGUGUUCUCUAUGAAGUGUAUAGCUCCUCAGCAGGACCUGCAGUCAGACAUAAGUGCCUUAGAGCAAUUCUUAGGAUAAUUUAUUUUGCUGAUGCUGAACUUCUGAAGGAUGUUCUGAAAAAUCAUGCUGUUUCAAGUCACAUUGCUUCCAUGCUAUCAAGUCAAGAUCUGAAGAUAGUAGUUGGAGCACUUCAGAUGGCAGAAAUCUUAAUGCAAAAGUUACCUGAUAUUUUCAGUGUUUACUUCCGAAGAGAAGGUGUCAUGCAUCAAGUAAAGCAUUUAGCAGAAUCUGAGUCUUUGUUGACAAGUCCACCAAAGGCAUGUACAAAUGGUUCAGGAUCCCUGGGGUCCACAACACCAGCCAGCAGUGGGACAGCCACGGCUGCAACCAAUGCUUCUGCUGAUCUUGGGUCACCCAGCUUGCAGCAUAGCAGAGAUGAUUCACUGGACCUGAGCCCUCAAGGUCGAUUAAGUGAUGUUCUCAAGAGAAAACGACUGCCAAAACGAGGGCCAAGAAGGCCAAAGUAUUCACCUCCAAGAGAUGAUGACAAAGUGGACAAUCAAGCUAAAAGCCCUACCACUACUCAGUCACCUAAAUCUUCCUUCCUGGCAAGCUUGAAUCCAAAAACAUGGGGGAGAUUAAGUGCACAGUCCAACAGCAACAACAUUGAGCCAGCACGAACUGCAGGAGUUAGUGGUCUUGCCAGGGCAGCCUCAAAAGACACCAUAUCCAAUAAUAGAGAAAAAAUUAAAGGUUGGAUUAAGGAGCAGGCGCAUAAAUUUGUUGAGCGUUACUUUAGUUCAGAGAAUAUGGAUGGAAGCAACCCUGCCUUGAAUGUACUUCAGAGACUUUGUGCUGCAACUGAACAACUCAACCUCCAGGUGGAUGGUGGAGCUGAGUGCCUUGUAGAAAUCCGUAGCAUAGUCUCCGAAUCAGAUGUUUCAUCAUUUGAAAUCCAACAUAGUGGAUUUGUGAAACAACUGUUGCUCUACUUGACAUCUAAAAGUGAAAAGGAUGCUGUCAGCAGAGAGAUCCGAUUAAAGCGAUUCCUACAUGUAUUUUUUUCUUCUCCACUUCCUGGAGAAGAGCCCAUUGGAAGAGUAGAACCAGUGGGCCAUGCACCUUUGUUGGCACUAGUUCAUAAGAUGAACAACUGCCUCAGCCAAAUGGAGCAAUUUCCAGUCAAAGUGCACGAUUUCCCUAGUGGAAAUGGGGCUGGAGGCAGCUUUUCUCUCAACAGAGGAUCACAAGCUUUAAAAUUUUUCAACACACAUCAGUUAAAAUGUCAAUUACAAAGACACCCAGACUGUGCAAAUGUGAAGCAGUGGAAAGGCGGACCUGUCAAGAUCGAUCCUCUGGCUCUGGUGCAAGCUAUUGAAAGAUACCUUGUGGUUAGAGGGUAUGGAAGAGUAAGAGAAGAUGAUGAAGACAGUGAUGAUGAUGGAUCAGAUGAGGAAAUAGAUGAGUCCCUGGCUGCUCAGUUUUUAAAUUCAGGAAAUGUAAGGCACAGGCUACAGUUUUAUAUUGGAGAACAUUUACUACCUUAUAACAUGACGGUGUAUCAGGCAGUGCGGCAGUUCAGUGUACAGGCUGAAGAUGAAAGGGAAUCUACUGAUGAUGAGAGCAAUCCUUUGGGAAGAGCUGGUAUUUGGACAAAGACUCAUACAAUAUGGUACAAACCCGUGAGAGAGGAUGAAGAAAAUAGUAAAGAUUGUGUUGGUGGCAAAAGGGGAAGAGCCCAAACAGCUCCAACAAAAACUUCCCCCAGAAAUGCAAAGAAGCAUGAUGAGUUAUGGCAUGAUGGAGUGUGCCCAUCAGUAGCAAAUCCUUUAGAAGUUUACCUCAUUCCCACACCACCUGAAAAUAUUACCUUUGAAGACCCAUCCUUAGAUGUGAUCCUUCUUUUAAGAGUUUUACACGCCAUCAGUCGAUACUGGUAUUACUUGUAUGAUAAUGCGAUGUGCAAGGAGAUUAUUCCAACUAGUGAAUUUAUUAACAGUAAGUUAACAGCAAAAGCGAAUAGGCAGCUUCAAGAUCCUCUAGUAAUCAUGACAGGAAACAUCCCAACAUGGCUCACUGAACUAGGAAAAACCUGCCCAUUUUUCUUUCCUUUUGAUACCCGACAAAUGCUUUUUUAUGUAACUGCAUUUGAUCGAGACCGGGCAAUGCAAAGAUUGCUUGAUACCAACCCAGAAAUCAACCAGUCUGAUUCACAAGACAGCAGAGUUGCACCUAGAUUGGAUAGAAAAAAGCGCACUGUGAACAGAGAGGAGCUGCUAAAACAAGCUGAGUCUGUGAUGCAGGACCUUGGUAGUUCACGGGCCAUGUUAGAAAUCCAGUAUGAAAAUGAGGUUGGUACAGGUCUUGGGCCAACACUGGAGUUUUAUGCACUUGUUUCUCAGGAACUACAGAGGGCUGAUUUAGGUCUCUGGAGAGGUGAAGAAGUAACUCUUAGCAAUCCAAAAGGAAGCCAAGAAGGGACCAAGUAUAUUCAAAACCUCCAGGGCCUGUUUGCGCUUCCCUUUGGUAGGACAGCUAAGCCAGCUCAUAUCGCAAAGGUUAAGAUGAAAUUUCGCUUCUUAGGAAAAUUAAUGGCUAAGGCUAUCAUGGAUUUCAGAUUGGUGGACCUUCCGCUUGGCCUACCCUUUUAUAAAUGGAUGCUGCGGCAGGAAACUUCACUGACAUCUCAUGAUUUAUUUGACAUUGAUCCUGUUGUUGCCAGAUCAGUAUAUCACCUAGAAGACAUUGUCAGACAGAAGAAAAGACUGGAGCAGGAUAAAUCUCAGACUAAAGAGAGUCUACAGUAUGCAUUGGAAACUCUCACAAUGAAUGGCUGCUCAGUGGAAGAUCUGGGACUGGACUUUACACUGCCGGGGUUUCCCAACAUUGAACUGAAGAAAGGAGGGAAGGAUAUACCAGUCACUAUCCACAAUUUAGAGGACUACCUAAGAUUGGUGAUAUUCUGGGCAUUAAAUGAAGGUGUUUCUAGGCAGUUUGACUCGUUCAGAGAUGGAUUUGAGUCAGUUUUCCCACUCAGUCAUCUUCAGUACUUCUACCCAGAAGAACUGGAUCAGCUCCUGUGCGGCAGUAAAGCAGACACUUGGGAUGCAAAGACAUUGAUGGAAUGCUGUAGGCCUGAUCAUGGCUAUACUCAUGACAGUCGAGCUGUGAAGUUCUUGUUUGAGAUUCUCAGUAGUUUUGAUAAUGAGCAGCAGAGAUUGUUUCUCCAGUUUGUGACUGGUAGCCCACGAUUGCCAGUUGGAGGGUUCCGGAGUUUAAAUCCACCUCUGACAAUUGUGCGGAAGACAUUUGAAUCAACAGAAAACCCAGAUGACUUCUUACCCUCUGUAAUGACUUGUGUGAACUAUCUUAAAUUGCCGGACUACUCAAGCAUUGAGAUAAUGCGUGACAAACUGUUGAUAGCAGCAAGAGAAGGCCAACAGUCGUUCCAUCUUUCCUGAUCACAACAAGAAAUCAGUGUCUGCCUGUUACAGCAAAAGAAAAAAAAAUCAUGAUUUCUUUUCUAUGUGUCACCCGAGUCAAGGAAACAUGUUUCUCCUUCUUGUUGUAGGAAAACGGCUUGCAGAUUAUAAUUCAUAAUGGCCCCGUGGACUUAAAGUGAUCAGGCCCUAAAACGUUGUUGUGAUGAGGUUUCUUUAGCAAGUUCUUGUUUAAAUUAUCAUUUAUUUGAUGAGUGAAGUUUUUAACUUGCUUUGCUGUGUGAAAUUUCAAAGGGAUGUUUUUUCAGGCUGGAACAAUAAAAAUGUCGCUGUGCAGUUUAA